UGCAAUUUCCCCUGGUCCUUCUGUCAGCGGGACAUAUGCAUUAUGCUAGUAUAACCCUAACCCCUCGACGAUCUAAAUUCCCCGCGUGUCUCAGCGCAGCAAGGGCCAGCCAAGGGCAGCCACAGUGAGAAAACAUACGAGGUUUGCUGGAAUGCACGGUGCCGGGCACUCCCCUGGCCUGAAAGUGCAAGCAAAAGGAAAUCAAUCGCGACUCCCGAUUCUCUUCCAGUUGCUCGUCAAGCCCUCAGAAGGCCCGCCUCACCUUUCGUCUUUCGUUUGGCUCUGUCGCUUGUUUUGGUUGCUCAACCGCCAACAGCCAACCGCCAACCGCCAUAAAGUCCGAGAGCUGCAGGGCCCAGUAUCCAAUUGCCUGCCAUCCGAUCCGCCUGCGUCGAAUCUCCCACUUGCCAAAGAUCGAUCCGACGAGCUUUCGAAACGCCCGGUAUUGGCGUGGGUUGUUUAUCCUGCCGUUGUCCUGCCGUUUGAAACCUCAGCUGGAUUCUACCGGACCGUCGUCGAGAGCUCUUCGUGCCUGUGUCCGUCUCUUUUAAGGGGACCCCCUUUCCAACGGCCUUGGGAAGCUUAGGGGAGCAACAAGUCUGCGCCGCUUCCAUCUUUUUACGGACCUCUUCCAACCUUGCUGCUGUUCAUUUCUUGGCAUCCGGGGCAGCUGAUUUUUGGUGGCCAGCUAACGCCCGCCAUCUCCGUCUCCUGAGAAACCCAGCGCCUCCCCGCCCGCUGCAGUCGCAAGCAGUGGACACUGGCCAGAAGCUGGGCCGCCAAUAUAACCAAAAUCCUGCCGGGCUCAGCCUCCCGUUUUUUUGACAACAAGUCUUGUGUGAGUUGUUUUCAAUCGCAAUGCAAGCACUUUUCGCAGUCCUGAUCUCGAACGACAUCGGGUUGUAAUUUGUUGGCCUCCUCGACAUUCGUCCCAUUGCCCACAAGCUGCAAGUCCGUCCCCCGACGCGCUGGACAGAACCCUUCCUGCAUAGGGACCAUGUCCCUCCCCGAACGGCCGGGCGCGAAGCCCUCUUAUGAGGAGCGUCACAGCUACCGGCACACGCCCUCACGGCGCCAACGGCCGGCAGACAUCGAGGCCGGGUACGUCCCGGUCGCCGGCCAGUCACACCAUCAACGUGGGCCAUCAGCCUCCUCCUUCGCCGAGACUAUACAGUCUCCUAAUACAGAAAUAGAGAGAACCCCCUUAUCGCCGACUGGCGAUGCGCCAGCUGCCCCCGAGUCUCCCUUUCAACGUAAACGCAGUCUUAUCCGACCCGAACGAAACAGAAUAGGCAAAGACCACCCAAACUACCACUACCGCAAACAUGCCGCCAACAUGGCCAUCCUACCGUCCUCGACCGGCAACGAUCCGAUCGCCGAAGACUUGGAGGGAACCACCGACCUGUCUAACACUGGUUCCAGGAACGAGGAGACGCCGUCAGACGAAUCGCCGCCGAGAAAGAAAAGGAACUCGAAACACCACCGCGAUGCAGAUGCGGAAAAGACGACCCGAUCAAGACGGAGGUCGAGUGGGGCGAGGCACGGCAAAAUCACCAAGGACGGCAAGGGAAACAAGAAGAAGAAGCAUGUGGAGCAGAUGAGCCCACCAAGUCUUUGGAACAUCUACUGCGCUAUCAUCACGUUCUGGUGCCCAGGUUUUGUUCUGAAGUGCUUCGGGAUGCCGGCUAAGGCCCAGCAGAGGGCUUGGAGGGAGAAGAUGGGACUGAUCAGCAUCAUCUUGUUUAUUAUGGGGGUUGUCGGUUUUCUCACUUUCGGCUUUACGCAGGUUGUCUGUGGCAAACCACCUCUCCGCUUGCGCGUGAACGAAGUUGGCGCGGGCUACAUGAUUUUCCACGGCUCCGCCUACGACCUUGCAUCCUCCCACCACCCUCCCGCCGAAGGCAUUCCCCGCCGUCUUGAUGGAAAUGGCGCCAACGUCCUCUUCGAUCUCCCCGAGAAGCACGGCGGAAAAGAUGGCAGCUUCUUGUUUCAAAACGUCAAUGGAAAAUGCAAAGGACUGAUUAACCCCGCCCCCGGGUCUGACGUCCCUGUUGAUGAUGGCAAUUUAGGCUGGUAUUUCCCCUGCACGACUUUCAACCAGGAUGGAUCAUCAAAGCCAAAUACGACGAUUCCGUAUUAUCUCGGCUACGCCUGCCACACCACCGCUCGCUCGAGAGAUGAUUUCUACCUGAAGCUGUCCGGUGCCGCCGAUGUGUACUUUACCUGGGACGAUAUCAAGAAUAGCUCCCGCAAUCUUGUUGUCUACUCUGGCAAUGUACUGGAUCUGGAUCUGCUCAACUGGUUCAACGAUACACAGGUCACCUAUCCUGACCGCUUCAAGGAGCUCAGAAACCGUGAUUCGGCUGCAAACAAGGCGAUUCGGGGCCGCGAUAUCACCCGUGCUUUCCAGUCGUCCGGUGACAAGCGGAAUGCCGAAUGUUUCGAGGAGCUCAUCAAGGUCGGAACAGUCGAUACGGACACUGUCGGAUGCAUCGCGUCCAAGGUUGUUCUGUAUUGUUCGCUCGUGCUGAUUCUUUCGGUUGUUCUCGCAAGGUUCGUUCUUGCUAUUAUUUUCCAGUGGUUCAUAAGCAAAACCUACGGUGCGAGCAAGACAUCACAAUCAUCCGACCCCCGCAAACGGCAGCAACAGAUCGAGGACUGGACGGAGGACAUCUAUCGGGCUCCACCGCGGUUCCCCGGCGAGGCUGGAAGCAGUGUUAACGGCUCUUCCGACCGUCAGAGCAAACGCAGCAGCACCUUCUUGCCUACUACCUCUCGUUUCUCGGCUGUGUAUAGCGUAGACCGUUCCCAGCGCAAGUCCUCGGUCCCUACAACCAUGGGAGUGCAGAGUGCCGCGGGUCAGCUCCUCAGCCCGAACGCUGUGUACCGGCAUGGUAACGACAGCCGGUCCAGCUUCCUGAAAUCCGACCCCUACACGUCUAACGGCACUCCCAGCGACCAAGGCUUUGGCCCUGGUGGGUUCAAGGAAGGAUUCAUUCACGAGCGUGUGGUUGCUCAACCGCCGUCCGACUGGAUGCCCAAUGGUUUCCCGCUCGCUCAUGCGAUCUGCUUGGUUACAGCCUAUUCGGAGGGUGAACUUGGUAUCCGCACAACUUUGGACUCGAUCGCCAUGACUGAUUAUCCCAACAGCCACAAGGUGAUUCUCGUUAUUUGCGACGGUAUCAUCAAGGGCAAGGGUGAACAAUACUCGACUCCCGAGAUUGUUUUGCGCAUGAUGAAAGACGAGGUCAUCCCUCCUGAUCAGGUCCAAGCCUUCUCCUACGUGGCGGUAGCCAGUGGCGCCAAGCGACACAAUAUGGCCAAGAUCUAUGCUGGAUUCUACGACUAUGGCGCCGAUUCCAUCAUCCCUACCGAGAAGCAACAGCGUGUCCCCAUGAUGGUCGUGGUCAAGUGCGGCACCCCUGACGAAGCCGUGAAGUCAAAGCCUGGUAAUCGCGGCAAGCGGGACAGUCAGAUCAUCCUGAUGUCCUUCCUCCAAAAGGUUAUGUUCGAUGAGCGUAUGACAGAACUGGAGUACGAGAUGUUCAACGGCUUGUGGAGGGUCACGGGCAUCUCUCCUGAUUUCUACGAGAUCGUUCUGAUGGUGGACGCCGAUACCAAGGUUUUCCCCGACAGUCUCACCCACAUGAUUUCUGCCAUGGUCAAGGAUCCCGAUAUCAUGGGCUUGUGCGGUGAAACCAAGAUUGCCAACAAGCGAGCAAGCUGGGUAUCGGCCAUCCAGGUUUUCGAGUACUUUAUUUCGCAUCAUCUCGCCAAGUCAUUCGAAUCGGUCUUUGGUGGUGUCACCUGUCUUCCCGGUUGUUUCUGCAUGUACCGCAUCAAGGCUCCCAAGGGAGCUCAAAACUACUGGGUUCCCAUCCUGGCCAACCCUGACGUUGUUGAGCACUACUCGGAGAACGUCGUGGAUACGCUUCACAAGAAGAACCUUCUGCUGCUUGGUGAAGAUCGUUACCUCUCUACGCUCAUGUUGCGCACCUUCCCCAAGCGCAAGCAAGUCUUCGUCCCCCAGGCUGUCUGCAAAACUACGGUUCCUGAUGAGUUCAUGGUCCUGCUUUCUCAACGUCGUCGCUGGAUCAACUCGACCAUUCACAACCUGAUGGAACUUGUUCUUGUCAGAGAUUUGUGUGGAACAUUCUGCUUCAGUAUGCAGUUUGUCGUCUUCAUCGAACUCAUCGGUACUCUUGUGCUGCCUGCCGCCAUUGCCUUUACCUUCUAUGUUGUUAUCAUCUCGAUCGUCAACUCGCCACCUCAGAUUAUUCCCCUCAUUCUUCUUGGUCUCAUUCUCGGCUUACCAGCUAUUCUCAUCGUCGUGACAGCCCAUAGCUGGUCCUAUGUCGUCUGGAUGAUCAUCUAUCUCUUCUCACUCCCCAUCUGGAACUUUGUACUCCCGACAUACGCAUUCUGGAAGUUUGACGACUUCUCGUGGGGUGACACUCGAAAGACGGCUGGCGAAAAGACGAAGAAGGCUGGCAUUGAGUAUGAGGGCGAGUUCGACAGCAGCAAGAUCACCAUGAAGAGGUGGGCCGAGUUUGAGCGCGACCGCAGAAUCAGAGCCAACUAUUGGGCAUCAAGCGAGAACAUUGCCGGCGGUAGCCAACAACAACAACCGCUGCAGGGGCAUCCACACGGGCAUGGACCAUAUGACGACUACUAUUCGGACGUGUGAAAAAAAAAACUACGGUUAUGGCUUUUUUACCAGAGGUGUCGAUUGUUGUUUGGACAUGAUUUUCAUUUUCAGCGAAAAGAAGACUAUUGAUUUAUAAAAGACGACUGCGAUUGUUUGGCGGUUCGUCGGAGCAGCGUGAUGGGGGGCUGUGUGAUUUGCUUCUUUUUUGUUUGUGUAUGGAUGGGAUUGGAGAGGAGAGCCCGAUUGGGGAGGCUUGGUGUUAAUUUUUGUGUGCUGUUUUCCCUAUUGAUUGAACCCUAAACCCCUAAUCAUCAUCAACUGGAAUUCAUCACACUACUUUUUUCACCCUUUUCUUUCCACGCUUUCCUUUGUAUUGUCCCAUGAUAUCAAGUUAUUAGAGAUGGGGGAUAUAUACGGCGGUUCUUUUUAUCUUUUCUUUAAAAAGAGGAGGCUUUAAAGAUAUCUGGUGUUUACGACGUAUGCUUUGAAUGGCUUUCCCCAAUUUUUUUUUUUUUUUUGGGGGGUAAGUUGUGAUGACUGGGGAGAGAGAUGGAAAGGAGAGUUUACAAGUUUGGGUGAGUGUUUUGUAUAUAGGAAGUUCGAGAAGAG
Molecule: messenger RNA, 5257 nt
Organism: Podospora bellae-mahoneyi
Lineage: Eukaryota; Fungi; Ascomycota; Sordariomycetes; Sordariales; Podosporaceae
Product: Chitin synthase, class 3
Exons: 3
Coding region: 998-4687 (1229 amino acids)
Cellular component (GO): cell septum; cell periphery
Molecular function (GO): chitin synthase activity
Source: RefSeq, a predicted model, not a curated record